This is a messenger RNA of Ectocarpus sp. CCAP 1310/34, 3250 nucleotides long. NCBI's taxonomy places the organism in Eukaryota, Phaeophyceae, Ectocarpales, Ectocarpaceae. The record is from the annotation of a GenBank genome assembly.
AUGACGCUCUGGAGGCUGGCCGCCUCAUCCCUCCUGCUAGCCUCGGCCAAUAGCUUCGUGCCGCCACCAGCUUCCACUCCCCAGCAAGUGCCGUCAAGGGCUGCUGCUGCUGCUGCUGCUGCUGCUGCAACAACGCGCAGCGGUUGUUGCAGUCAUGCAAGCCCACCAAGAGCAACAGCGGAUGCAACAUCAUCGGGCACCAUACCUCGCCGUGCCGCGCUCGGCCGCCUAAGCGCCGCGGCCGAAGGGAACGAUGGUCUGGGAGUGGGCGACGACGAUGACGGGUGGGACGGAAACCUCGACGCACUCGACGCUCAGCUGCGGCGUGAGGCUGGACCAACCCAGCAGCAGCAACAGGGACAAGCGGCCGCGCUGGCAGCAGCCGGCUUCGAUGACGGCUUCAGCGCCCUGGAUGACCUGCUUGGCGUGGAGGAUUCUCCUUCUGCUUCGCCCAGGGCGCCCCGGAGUUCAAGGAGCAACGACGUCGACAUCGACCCGUUUGCCAAGCUGGAUUCCCCGGUGAUUACCGACUCCUUGGACGACUUGCUGAGCGAACUCCCAGCCGCACCCGCAGCUGGGAACCAGGCGGCCGCAGGCAGGCGGCCGACAGCAGCAGCAGCAGGAGCAACGCGUACUAGCACGCCUCCAGCACCCUCCUCUUCCUCCGCGAGCGGAACAGCAGCAGUGUCAGAGUCCUGGUUGGACGACCUGUUGGACCUCGACAACGAAAACCUUGAGGUCUCUUCUUCCUCCGGCGGCAAGGCUGCCGCCGCCGCCGCCGCCGGUCCGUCGUCUGCCAGCGGCAUCCUGGAAUCGUUGAUCGACGACGUCACCGGGGGCGGCGGCGGUGGUGGUGACGGCCCCCGCUCUGCUGCCAAAGUCCCAGACCGCCCCGUCACGGGGGACGCGGUGCCGAUUCCCCCGUCCAAUCCGGCCGACACCUCCGCGGCUCUGGACGACUGGCUGAACGACCUCCUCGAAGAGGACAACAAAAACAAGAACAACCAGGAAAGGACAAAAUUGUCAAAGCCCGCGGCACCGUUCCAGCAGGAGCAGCGACUCCGAGCGAGUCUCGAGGACGACCCGUGGGACUUCGCAGCGAAAGAGGGCGACUCCAGCGGCAGCUUCGGCAGCGGCAGCGGCAGCUUCGGCAGCGGCAGCGGCAGCUUCGGCGACGUUGUCACGGGGUCGAACCAGCUGGAAGGCUGGAAGGCCAACACCGUUAGCAGCGCAGACGCUCCCAGGAGAAGCAACGUGAUGGGACGCCGCGCGCGAGGCACCGGCAGCAGCAGCACCAGCGGUAGCCCCGGGGGCGGUGCGGCCGCCGAAGGGACAAGUCGACCAUGGGACCCAGAGAGCGGGAGCGAAGAGGGGGCGGGAGGGCGGUCGAGCGACUGGGGGACGGGGGACGCUUGGAAGAGCAAGGGCGAGAGCGGCGUAAGCUGGUGGGACAAGGACGGCCCCGGCAUGGGGAUGGAGGAAACUACGGGGCGGCGGGGGCAGGGGAAGCGGGAGUUAGACCCCGUUGAGGAGGCGCAAAGGGCGUGCGCCGCGGACCUGAAGAAGCUUGGCCAGCGGGGCCAGUGGGAGGACGCGACGAGAGCGUUGGUCGGAGCGAGGGUGCGCGGAGUGCCCGUGAACGUGUACAUGUACAACAGUGCGAUCAGUGCGGUCAGCAAGGCCGGGCGGUGGAAGGAGGCCAUGUCCAUGAUGAAGCAGAUGGAGAAGGACGGCAUUGCGUUCGACGAGUUCACUUACAGCUCUGUCAUCGUUGCCUGCGGGAGGGGGGGGCAGCCGAGGAAGGCGUUAGAGUUGCUGGACGAGAUGGUCCAAGUGCACGGGAUUGCACCGGACAUGAUAUGCUACGGCGCGGCCAUCCAGGCCUGUGGAGACGCAGGGUUAACAGAAGAGGCGUUGUCGCUGAUGGAUAAGAUGUCACGCGAGGGCCUACUGCCAGACAAGACGGCCUACAAUUCGGCCAUCAUCGCCUGUGGCGAGAAGGGGCAGUGGGAAAAGGCGUUGGACCUUCUCGGAGAAAUGAGGAGUAAGGGGUUGAGACCGGACCAGAACAGCUACCGCUUCGCAAUGCAGGCGUGCUCGACCGGGGGCAGGUGGGAGAGGGCGUUACAGCUGUUGCAUGAGAUGGAGGAAGACGGUUCCACGCCGGACGUGGCCGCGUUUCAGACCGCUCUGGACGCGUUGAAGGACGCCGCCCAGUGGGAGAAGGCGAUGGACCUUAUCUCGGAGAUGGACGAGCUUGGGGUACCGCCGUCGGAGGGGUGCUUUGCUGCGGCAAUAGCGGCCUGUGCGGAGGUGGGCGAGUGGCUUCCGGCGUCCACGGCACGAAAGCUCAUGGGGUACUACGGUCUGCAGCCGGAACUAGAGACGUACAAGUCGAUCAUCAAGGCCUGCCUCGUGGGCAAGGAGUUCAACAUGGCUCUGACGACCCUCUUCGACCUUCAGAAGUCGGGCCGAAGGGCGGACCAGGAGACUUGGGACACGCUGAUCGAAAUUUGCGCCGUGGUGGGGAAGUGGGACGCGGCGCUGGAGAUCUUGCGGGACAUCUUCGCGGAAGAGGUUUGGUUUGACAUGACAGCCAUCCGCUCGAGGUUCUUCGACUGCCCUUCGGAAGACCUGAAGAUGAAAGCUCUCACGAUCAUCGCCAUGGAGGCACGUUCCGCGCCCAGCAUGAAGCGCAAGAAGAUAAACAACAUACGGGCGGCGACCAAAGCGAAAAAGCGAAAACCCAGCUACAAGCAGCCUGCUGAGAAGACUCCCACCAAGAAGAGAAGAAGUAGCGUUAAAAGGGAUAGUACCGCCGGGAGCGGGGAUGUACCGAAGGAACUAGCCGACUUGAGUCUAGAUUAGGAUUUGAUUUUAGAUUUUUAGGGCUGGGUGGGGAGGGGUCGUUUUGUGUACAGCACUUUUGUUUAUUUUUGUGCAGAGAGUUUCUGUUCAUGAGGCGGUCUUGACUGGGACAGUAUUUAUCUUCGGGAGCCUGUUUCGGCGUAUGCAUUCGAUGGAGACAGCAGUGUUGGCCUUGUUGGCCACCCUCAAUGACGUGCGUGUUGAGUCGGGUUGGUUCUCGGGGAACUAGACUAUCUGUCAAGAAACGACUCUAAUUCGUCGCAAAAUGGGUCAGAGAGUUGGUUUUGACUCCAACGACAGGCUGGCACUACGGCAGCGAUCAACAUGAUACAUGGUGCGUCAGGACUCGUAUCAUGGUUGCUACUUCAAAUACGAUGGAGUG